AUGGACGGUCAACCACCACCGCCGCCACCUCAUGGCGAAAAUCCUCAUACGACUGAAGGCGAAUAUCGCAAAUCCUCGGACCUGCCAGAUGGCAAUUACGACAUCUUUAUCGUCCCACCUCACUCCGCUGGCUCGGGCUUCCUCUACCUUCCGUCGCUGCAGUGCAACCGAAAUAGUUUCUUAGCGGGCGUCGCAAGCACACUCCUCACAUGCUUCGUGUGGUCGUACAUCUCUCCGAUUUUGAAGACAUGGUAUCUAGUCACGAUCACUAGCGACAGUAGUACGGGCAUGGCGGUACUUGCGAUCGGGGUAGGUGUCGCUGGAUGGCUUCUUGGCUACAUUCAGUCCACCAGCUUAGGAUACAGAAAAAGCAAUAGCAGCGCUCGAGGUGGGCGAUUCGGAUUUGGUGGCUUUGGUGGUGGUUCUGGGGGCCCAGGUGGCUCUAGGAACGCCGGUCCAAACACCAGCCAACGGUCCUCGGGUGCCAAAUAUAGUAGCCAGGGGGAGGGUCAUCAAAGACAACAGGGAGGAAACUUUGGAGAAGAACAACCAUACGGCAACCAAUAUUCUGGUAAUCAACAAGGCUCUGGUCCUCCUCCACAUUAUAAUCAUAACGAACGUGAAAAGGAGGAGGCUGAAAAGCGCGCCAACGAAGAGCGAGCCAAAGAGGAGCGAGCCAAAGAGAAACGAGCCAAAGAGAAACGAGCCAAAGAAGAACGAGCCAAAGAAGAACGAGCCAAGGAGGAACGAGCCAAAGAAGAACGAGCCAAGGAGGAACGAGCCAAAGAAGAACGAGCCAAGGAACGGGCUAAGGAAGAAGCCGAAAGGGAGCGAAUAAAAGAAGAAACGAGACGCAAAGAGGAGCUACGCCGAAAGAUGGAGGAGUUCAAGCGCAAGCGUGAUGCAGAGAACAAAGAAAAAGAGAGAAAACGCGAGCGCGAAGCAAUGGAGAAGGAAUUACAGGAACGGCGCGAGCAGCUCGAAAAGGAGAUGGCUAUUGCAAGAGCCGCCGCAGAGAAGGAGGCGCGCGAUCGACUGGAGAAGGAAGCCGCGGAAGCUCGCGAGAGACAGGCAAAGGCCGAAGCUGAAGCAAAGGCCAAGAUCGAGAAGUUGGAAGCAGAAGCCAAAGAGCGGGCUGCUAAAGAAGCAGCUGAGAAAGAAGCUGCCGCAAAGGCCGCGGCCCAAAAAGAAGCCAUGGCCAGAUUUGCGGCGCUUAAGGAAGCAGCAAGCAAGAAGUACGCCGAGAAAAAGGCGCAAGACGCAAUGAAAGAAGCCGCUGCCAAAUCACCGCCACCGAAGCCAGCUAGUACGGGAAAUAUGCCUCGCACCCCUUCUCCCAAGAAAUCCGCACCCUACUCAACCGCAAAGACCGCCAAUGAAGACGAUACGUAUUCAUAUCGCCCCUACGAUCGACCCCGACGACCAUAUGCGGUUGGCACAUCGGUAUCCUCAGAGUCUUCAUAUGCACCUUCUCACUCGACCGCGCGCACAACACCUCCCCCCUCACAUCGCAGUACAACAUAUUCCACCAAGGAUCCAGAUAAGAUCGUGAUCCAAGGUGUAUACGCCUUCAACAAUGCCUCUAUGAAGACCCCAGUGGCGCAACUUGUCUCAGGCCAAGGCAUGAUCACCGAUGGGCUGGUGCUGCGCAUCACAACCGAAGGCCUCUUCAUCGAUGAUGAUCUACGCGGUAUUGGCCAACGUGAGUGGGAUGUCAAGGCAUGGACCCUCAAGCUGGUGGAGGUGUGGUGUCCACAGGUAAACGCCUCUUCAUCCGCCAAAAAUGCGGCCAGUAACUCUUUCUCCUUCCGUCGUGGGAACAAUGUUCCGACCAACGAAGAAUCAGAGGCCUUUCUUGGCAACUUGCUUAAAGUAUGCAAGAGUACUUGCCGCCUAGCUUCGCCCAGUGCGCAGUUCGCACGCAGCGCUACUGCCAGCCAUGACGGUGGCCCUGUUCACCCGCCCCAGGGGGAGUUCCAUAGUUUACACGUUCUCCGCGCCAGUGUACGUGACCAAGAAGGCAAGAAGUAUGUCUUUGUAUUGCAGGAUAGUGAGGCCUGGAAGGUCGCCAUCGGUCUCCAGCGGCUCCGGGCUGGUGCUCUGGUCCGAGCGCUAGGUGUCUGCGCUCUGCCGGUCCCCGAAUGCAAAACUAUGCUUACUGCUCUCGGUUAUGCUUGA
Messenger RNA from Penicillium digitatum Pd1, 2178 nucleotides. RefSeq lists its product as uncharacterized. NCBI's taxonomy places the organism in Eukaryota, Fungi, Ascomycota, Eurotiomycetes, Eurotiales, Aspergillaceae. The record is from RefSeq and is a predicted model, not a curated record.